AUGCAUGCUUUUCACACAGACCGCUGUACGUUGCGUGCUCACGUGUGUUAUUUGUGCGAGUUAUUCGAUGAGUAUUGUAAGUUCGGUUCUCUACAUGGACUCCGAUAUAUCAGAGACCCAUCCCUUCCGAGGAUAGAACAAUUUUUUUGGCUUGGAAUAUUCCUAACAUGUCUUUACAUUAGCGGAAUCGUUGUGAAAAACACAUACUUGACAGGAAUGACCAAUGAAUUUCAACUGGUAUACAACCCGAGGAUAACACCUAUUUGGGAUAUUCCAUUUCCUGCGGUAAUAGUGUGUUCUUCAUCACCUGUAAGGAAGUCGUUUUUUGAUUUAGAAAAGCAGAAAGAUGCAAAAUUCACAUUCUUUAGCAAAAUGGUUUGCUUAAAUCCAUCUCAUUUCGCAUCAGGAAUUUACAAUAGUAGUAUUGAUGAAGAGUUUUUUGAAUUCUUAAGUGAUGCAGCAACACCUUGCAAGGACAUGAUUGUCAACUGUUAUUGGAAAUCAGAGAAAAUAGAUUGCUGUACUUUAUUCAAACCUAUAAUUACUAUGAUGGGACAAUGCUAUAUCUUCAACAGUUUGCCCGGAGAAAUAAUGUAUCCAUUCUACAAUCCUCCACCUGGUGAACAAUAUAAUUUUUACGACAACUUGAAAUUUUGGGAUGUCGAUAACGGCUACCCUAAAAGAGUUAGAGGACAUCUUGAAAAAGUUUAUCCGUUGUGGACUGAUAUUGAAGGACCCCUGAUGGGGUUAACUAUGGAUCUCGUUUACCCCAAGGAGGAAUUUCAGUUUCAAUGCUCUGCAACCCACACUGGGUUCAGAGUUUAUGUCUACCCACCAGACAAGAGUCUAGAAACUGAAACAUUUAUCAGGGUCCCUCUCAAUGUACACUCUAAUAUAAAACUAUACCCUACCCAGGUCCGCACUGAAAAUUCCCUUAGAUCAUUGACUAUCGAUGAGAGGGAUUGUGCAUUUUUAGACGAGGUACAACUAGAAUACUUCAACUUUUACACUCGGUCUUCUUGCAUUGUGGAGUGCUUCACCAAAAUGUCACUCCAAUUAUGUCUCAACAACAACACUGGAAGUAACAUUGCUCGAGUGUCAGUUUAUUACGGAAUCGGCCAGUUCAAUACAAUAGAUCGUCAAAAAACAUCAAAUAUUGACAUUACUCUCAGUAACUGUGGAGGACUUCUAGGAUUGUUACUUGGAUUUAGUUUAAUGAGUCUUUAUGAAGUACUGUACUAUGCUAUAGUUCGACCUAUAAGAAAAGUUACUGGAAUUUUUCUUGCAAAUAUAUGUGAACGGUAG
Molecule: messenger RNA, 1305 nt
Organism: Macrosteles quadrilineatus (aster leafhopper)
Lineage: Eukaryota; Metazoa; Arthropoda; Insecta; Hemiptera; Cicadellidae
Product: pickpocket protein 28-like
Exons: 3
Coding region: 1-1305 (434 amino acids)
Biological process (GO): sodium ion transmembrane transport
Cellular component (GO): membrane
Molecular function (GO): ligand-gated sodium channel activity
Source: RefSeq, a predicted model, not a curated record